AUGGCGGCUCGGAAACUGCAGCAGGAGAUCGACAAGGAGAUCAAGAUCAUAUCACUUGGCAUACAGGCUUUCGAUGGCAUCUACGACAAGCUCACGGCGAGCACCAAUGCGUCGCAACGGGAGAAGUUGGAGGACAACCUCAAGAAGGAGAUCAAGAAGCUGCAGCGAUCACGAGACAAGGUGAAGACAUGGGCGACGUCAAGUGAGAUCAAGAACAAGUCCCCCUUGACCGAGCAGCGGAAGAUUAUCGAGACGCGGAUGGAGACGUUCAAGGCGGUAGAGAAGGAAAUGAAGACAAAAGCAUUCUCGAAAGAAGGCCUCUCAGCGGCAGCGAAGCUCGACCCGAAGGAGCGCGAGAAGAUGGAGGUGUCCGAAUUCGUGUCAGACAUGAACGACGAGCUAAGUCGGCAAGUGGAAGCGCACGAAGCGGAGAUCGAGACGUUACAAGCCGGCAUGAAGAAAGGCAAAAAGGACACCAGCAAAGCCGAUCGCACGUCUGAGCUAGAACGAAUAGUGGAGAAGCACAAGGAUCACGGCAGCAAACUGGAGAUCAUACUUCGGGGCCUGGAGAACGGCAGUAUAGAUGUGGACCAGGUAAAGGAGAUCCAGGAUGACAUCAAGCACUACGUGGAGAACAACCAGGAAGUGGACUUUGAGGAGAACGAAUACAUGUACGAGGGCCUCAAUCUGGACGAGGAGGAAGAAGCGUGGGGGAUUGUCAAGGAGGAUGGCGAUAGACUGUCAAGUCAAGAUGCGCAAAGUAUAGCGGAUGACACACCGGAUCACUCUGAGAGUGCGGCGCCCUCGCGACCGAAUGUUCCUGCGAAGAGCAAGAGUCAACCGAUAUCUGAGCCUCAAGCGAAUGGACGGCGGAGUAGCGCUCAGCAUGCGAAGAGUCCACUACCGGCGUUAUCGACAUUACACCAGAGCUUACCCAGUAGUGUGGCGAACAAGACGAUACCGACAGAUAUGAAGCCAGCGCCUUUACCGACAAUACCGACUGGACAGCCUCUGAAGUAUGCUUCUGCGGCGGCUGCGGCGGCGGCGAGCGACAAGAGUGGUGUUGGUAUCGCACCCCUGCCUCCACCUCCUGGUGCGCAAAAAGCGGCGGAGCAGGCAUCACCAGAAGCGGUGACUGCACAACCUGUAGAGACAACACAGCAAUCUGCAAAGGCCGUCGAACAAUUACCAAAGCAGCUAACGCCCGCGCCGAAGGACGAGCCAGCGAAAGCAUCAGCAUCCGAGUCGAGUACACAACAAAGCUCAAAAGCACCAUCAGUGAAACCUUCGCCACAAAUAUCUCACGUUGCGCCGUCAAAAGCGUCAGAUAUUGCGUCUUCCACAGUAACAGACUCCUCGACUACAUCAACGAUCAAAGCGCCACAGCCGCCUUCACCGGACUCAGGCAUAGCAGGCAUAGCCCUCUCGAACGGAAACACUGCGCAAGAAGACGACGAGGAAGAAGAAGAAUCCAUCUACCACCUUCCAACAGCGCUAACGGACCUCCUGGACUCCUUCGAAGAGACAAAACAACGCUCAACAAUGGCCCAACCAUUCGACGUCCCACUCCUAAACACUUCCCACCACUCCUUUCCCACACCAACAGAUACGGCGAAACCCAGCCCCUACUACCCACAAACACCAUACCCCUACACACCAACCCACUACCCGACAACCCAACUCCCCAUCUUCAGCGACCCACGCCUCUACAGCCGGAUCGACACAGAUUCCCUGUUUUACGCCUUCUACUACAGACAGGGGACAUACCAACAGUACCUCGCGGCGAAAGCGCUGAAGAGUCAAAGUUGGCGCUUCCAUAAACAGUACCAGACGUGGUUCCAGCGGCACGAGGAGCCGAAGAAUAUCACCGAGGAGUUUGAGCAGGGCACUUAUCGGUUCUUUGAUUACGAGAGUACUUGGAUGAACCGACGAAAAGCAGAUUUCAAGUUCGCUUACAAGUACCUGGAGGACGAUCUAUAG
Recurvomyces mirabilis is the source of this 1980-nucleotide messenger RNA. It is a transcript of the gene NOT5, whose product is annotated as general negative regulator of transcription subunit 5. The record is from RefSeq and is a predicted model, not a curated record. Bases 1 to 1980 code for a protein of 659 amino acids. Gene Ontology annotation, cellular component: P-body; CCR4-NOT core complex; nucleus. Gene Ontology annotation, biological process: nuclear-transcribed mRNA poly(A) tail shortening; regulation of DNA-templated transcription. The transcript has 4 exons. Lineage: Eukaryota; Fungi; Ascomycota; Dothideomycetes; Mycosphaerellales; Teratosphaeriaceae.